AUGGUCAGAGACGUAAUCUGUGGGAACUCAAAAUCCAGUGCAGGACGCAAGGUAUCUCAAUUAUAUAAUAAGCUCGCACAGCAAGCAGAAACAAACGAAACAACGAGGACUCUCUACUCGUUACAGCUGGAAUCGGAAAUCCGGGUGCGCCUCACCCAGGUCCUGCAGCUUUUCCAGGUCUUUCCGGCCGUAAUUCCUGGCCCCCGUGCUCUGCACCCGGUCCCGUCGCCGGUUCUCCGCCUGCAAGGAGAAAUAGUAGAUCGACACGGCGAUGCCCGACACGAUGCCAAACGCCAGGCCCACGCCAAACCCGACAGGGUACCGUGGACUCUGGCUCGUGAUGAACACGUUGCCCGACACCAAGGCACCACAGUUGCCGAACCCGGUCAGCAGGCCCAUCGCCACCGUCCGCUUGACGCCCUUUCCCAUGUUGACGCACAACCACACCACGAUCGUCGACAUGUUGAUGAAGGCGCCGGACGCGACGAAGAACAUGCCCAUGUACAGCACGCCGGCGUGGGGUACCUGCGCCAGCUCGAUCGCCCACCCGAUCACGAUCAGGAUGGACCCCAGCACGGUGAAGGCAUACCGAUGGCUCAGAUGGUCGCUCAGCCAGGCGCUGACCAGCGUCAGCACAAACGCCGUCGCGUAGAUGGGAAUCGUAUGCCAUUGCGCCGACGCCGCCGUCCAUCCCAGGUUGCUCAGGAUGGUCGGCUGGAAGGCUACCAGCGAGCUGGCCGUUUCUUCGGCGGCCAUAUCCAGAAGAAAAGGGAAAGACUACCAGAUCCAGAUCUUCCAGUCCGCAAUCAUCGGCAGAACUCGACCCAAGGUGAUUCGGUCGUGACGCACGCUGCCGCCAUCCUCUUCAAGACGGGCCAGCAGCAGGGCCUUCUCCUCCGCAGUCAGGAACUUCGCGUCCUCCGGAAAUGGGACGAUGAUGAAGAAGCCAAUCGUGCUGACGACCAAGGUGAUGAUGGCUUCCAUUAUGAAGAUCCUACGCAAUUAGCCUGA
Molecule: messenger RNA, 1011 nt
Organism: Rasamsonia emersonii CBS 393.64
Lineage: Eukaryota; Fungi; Ascomycota; Eurotiomycetes; Eurotiales; Trichocomaceae
Exons: 3
Coding region: 1-1011 (336 amino acids)
Source: RefSeq, a predicted model, not a curated record